AUGGCCCGCGAGGAGAGCACUUUUGAGGAGAACAAGGCCGGCAUCUCGUCCAUGCUCUUCUACCACGCUUCCAUUAUUAUAUACGAUAUCUUCCGCACUAACCGCGAAAAUAUGAACAAGUCCGACACGUUAUCGUAUCUUGACUUGGCCCCGCUGUACGGCUCGUCUCUCCGCGAUUAG
Messenger RNA from Purpureocillium takamizusanense, 180 nucleotides. RefSeq lists its product as uncharacterized. The transcript has a single exon. The coding region runs from base 1 to 180 and encodes 59 amino acids. Lineage: Eukaryota; Fungi; Ascomycota; Sordariomycetes; Hypocreales; Ophiocordycipitaceae. Gene Ontology annotation, biological process: response to oxidative stress. The record is from RefSeq and is a predicted model, not a curated record. Gene Ontology annotation, molecular function: peroxidase activity; heme binding.